AGAAGGGCCUUCGCCUACAGGCCGCAGCCUACAGGCUUCCGUUGGCUUUUUGUCCCUGUCUGAUUGUACGGUGAUAAACGGGCCGCGGCUGCCGCAGGCGCCCCCGGUGACCCGCCCUGCAAUGUGCUGUUAGACGUGGCGAAAGCACAGAGGGCCAGGCCUAGGGGCCUCUGUGUUGCCCGGCUCGGGUCCGGCCCUGUUUCCCUUCUCCCGCGUGGCCCUGAUGGCCUUGGGGGAGCCCGCGGUGCCUGUUGACUGAGGAAGAGAGCUCCCGCUGUCUCCCCCCACAACUGGGCCGUCCUCAUAAUCUCUGAACCCACUUUGGUCAGGACAGGAAGCGCAGGCUCCCUUCCUGCCCGUGUUUUCCUGAGAGAAAACUAUCUUCCCUCCUUUUUUGCAUAUUUGGCGAAUGGUUCCACCUUUCUCUCCGCCCCAGUGGAGUGUGAAGGCGGUGGUGGAGGACACAGGCCCGCCACCCCGGGGACAGCAGGGUCCCUCCCAGGCGGCGGAGCUAAGGGGCCUCCACGCGGCCCAGGGUCCGAAGACCCCAGUCCUCGGAAGGCAGCGCCCCAGGUCUCCCUGAGGCCCAGGCUCACUGAUAACCUGAGGACAAUGGACGCUGAUGAGGGUCAAGACAUGUCCCGAGUUUCAGGGAAGGAAAGCCCCCCCGUGAGUGACACUCCGGAUGAUGGGGAUGAACCCAUGCCCGUCCCCGAAGACCUUUCCACCACGUCUGGGGGACAGCAGAGCUCCAAGUCCGAGAGAGGAGUGGCCGGUAAUGUUAAAGUAGAGGCUCAGAGUGAUGAAGAGAAUGGGCGGGCCUGUGAAGUGAAUGGGGAAGAAUGUGCGGAGGAUUUACGAGUGCUUGAUGCCGCGGGAGAGAAAAUGAAUGGCUCCCACAGUGGCCAAGGCAGCAGAGCUCUGUCAGGAGCUGGAGGCAUUCGACUUCCUAACGGCAAACUAAAGUGUGAUGUCUGUGGGAUAAUUUGCAUCGGCCCCAAUGUGCUCAUGGUCCACAAAAGAAGCCACACUGGCGAGCGGCCCUUCCAGUGCAACCAGUGCGGGGCCUCCUUCACGCAAAAGGGCAACCUGCUCCGGCACAUCAAGCUGCACUCUGGGGAGAAGCCCUUCAAGUGUCAUCUCUGCAACUACGCGUGCCGCCGGCGGGACGCCCUCACCGGCCACCUGAGGACGCACUCCGUUGGUAAACCUCACAAAUGUGGAUAUUGUGGCCGAAGCUAUAAACAGCGAAGCUCUUUAGAGGAACAUAAAGAGCGUUGCCACAACUACUUGCAAAGCAUGGGCCUUCCAGGCACGCUGUACCCAGUCAUUAAAGAAGAAGCUAAUCACAGUGAGAUGGCAGAAGAUCUGUGCAAGAUAGGAUCAGAGAGAUCCCUCGUGCUGGACAGACUAGCAAGUAACGUCGCCAAACGUAAGAGCUCUAUGCCUCAGAAAUUUGUUGGGGACAAGUGUCUGUCGGACAUGCCCUACGACAGCAGUGCCAGCUACGAGAAGGAAAACGAGAUGAUGCAGACCCACGUGAUGGACCAAGCCAUCAACAACGCCAUCAGCUACCUGGGGGCCGAGUCCCUGCGCCCGCUGGUGCAGACGCCCCCGGGUGGCUCGGAGGUGGUCCCGGUCAUCAGCCCCAUGUACCAGCUGCACAAGCCGCACGCGGAGGGCCCCCCGCGGUCCAACCACUCGGCCCAGGACAGCGCCGUGGAGAAUCUGUUGCUGCUCUCCAAGGCCAAGUCCGUGUCCUCCGAGAGGGAGGCGUCCCCGAGCAACAGCUGCCAAGACUCGACAGACACCGAGAGCAAUACGGAGGAGCAGCGGGGUGGCCUCAUCUACCUGACCAACCACAUCAACCCCCACGCCCGCAAUGGCCUGUCCAUCAAGGAGGAGCACGCGGCCUACGACGUGCUGCGGGCGGCCUCCGACGGCUCCCAGGACGCCUUCCGCGUGAUCGGCACGGGCGGGGAGCCCAUGAAGGUGUAUAAGUGCGAACACUGCAGGGUGCUCUUCCUGGACCACGUCAUGUACACCAUCCACAUGGGCUGUCACGGCUUUCGUGACCCUUUUGAGUGCAACAUGUGCGGCUAUCACAGCCAGGACCGCUACGAGUUCUCGUCUCACAUCACCCGGGGCGAGCACCGUUUCCACAUGAGCUAAGCCCCCCGUCGGCCACCGGAGAAGAGCGCCCGGAGGGGGCUUGGGGGGCCAGGCCCUCCCCUCCUGCCCGCAGAGCGGACUGAACCCGAACCUUGUGCUUCGGAUUUCUCGGUGGUUUCCUUGUUUAGUUUCGUUUUGUAUUUUCCAGUCGGUUGGGGUUUGUUUGAUUUGCUUUGGAACGCGAGGGUGAUUUUUUUAUGGUUAGAUGCAGGGUUACGUUUGGAGUCCCCCCAAACUGCUCUCUCCCUAGAUGUUUGCCAUGGACUGCUAGCUGAUGUCCCCUCGACCUGUGGCUUCCUGGAAGACCCACCCCCCCAACUCUGUAGGACUCAUCACUUUCAGAGAAAGUUUGAUGAAAACAGGUCAGAGCCCGGGAAGGAAUGAGCCUGGGAGCGGACCCCCAAGCGCCCCCAGCACAGCAGGGUCUAGAAACGCAAGCCCCAGCCUCUGACCGCACGCAUCUAGGGCUGCAGUUUCUAAAGGAAGAUGCUGUUAUAAGUCACAGCCUGCACAAAAGAUAAAAUGUUGGAGGAAAGUGGGACUUCCCGGACAAAGGGGGGCAGCAGAGAGCAUGUUGGUCUCUCCUUGAUUUCCAAACCUCUGUAGUGCGGCUCAGCCUUCUAAGGCUUGGGGGGGAGCACAGCGGUCUGAACUCCAUAUUCCUAGAGGAGGUCUGGAGUCGCCACCCUCUGCCUCCUCCCGUCGUGCCUUUCAUGGCCCAGAGUCCAUCACUACGUUUCUAACAUCCGUCCUGAAACGUGGACCUUAGUUCCUCUGAACCUCUCACAUGGUCAGAUUCCGGCGAAACCAAGGCUGUAUUUUAAAUUCUACACUCAUUCCUUCCCUGGCUGCUUCCACCGACAGCCAGAAGCCUGGUUUUCCUUGAGAGGCCCAACCUAGACCCCAUUUCAACUAUGUUGUUGUUCUUGUUGGUGGGUAAAAUUCCUUUCCCUGCCCUCAUUCUGCAUUAUUCAGGUUUUAAGACCCAUAAAAGCAGUAUUCAGAGUGAUUAUUAAUUUUCAGAGUAAGGGAAUCUGGCAGGCAAGGCCCAGGUGAUGUUGCUCACACACAGGACAUACGUGUUUGAAACUAAACUUUGAGACAGUGUGAGACUCGCCCGUAAGGACAAAGCAGUCCUGUGUGCUUGCACGUGGACAAGAGGCGUGGCCCCGCAUCCUUUCUCCCUGGGAAAGGAAUGGUUGGGAGCGAUCGCGAAACCGGCCAGUGGGGUCUGACAGGAAAGAGACAGAUGGUGCUGGAGUUAGAACCGUCCCCAGCCAUGCUGUCGGGAGCCUAGCUGAGGUGUCUGGUGAUUCGGAUCCGAUCCCAGAGGCAUAGACCUCAAGGUUCAUCCUGUCGUUAUGGAUCAUAAUCCCAACCACCUAGGCAAGUAAGAGCACACAAUUUCACAUGUUUAGGUGUCUUCGCCAAAACUGAACCAUGGUGAACA
Messenger RNA from Hyaena hyaena (striped hyena), 3622 nucleotides. It is a transcript of the gene IKZF1, whose product is annotated as IKAROS family zinc finger 1. The coding region runs from base 613 to 2172 and encodes 519 amino acids. Gene Ontology annotation, molecular function: RNA polymerase II cis-regulatory region sequence-specific DNA binding; DNA-binding transcription factor activity. The record is from RefSeq and is a predicted model, not a curated record. Gene Ontology annotation, biological process: regulation of transcription by RNA polymerase II. Lineage: Eukaryota; Metazoa; Chordata; Mammalia; Carnivora; Hyaenidae. The transcript is spliced from 8 exons.